Marasmius oreades (fairy-ring Marasmius) is the source of this 1526-nucleotide messenger RNA. RefSeq lists its product as uncharacterized. Lineage: Eukaryota; Fungi; Basidiomycota; Agaricomycetes; Agaricales; Marasmiaceae. Gene Ontology annotation, biological process: RNA polymerase I preinitiation complex assembly; nucleolar large rRNA transcription by RNA polymerase I; transcription elongation by RNA polymerase I. The coding region runs from base 66 to 1346 and encodes 426 amino acids. The record is from RefSeq and is a predicted model, not a curated record. Gene Ontology annotation, cellular component: RNA polymerase I complex. The transcript has 8 exons. Gene Ontology annotation, molecular function: DNA binding.
GGCCCGAUUUCCCUCUUUGAUUUCUACCAUCACCAUCUCGCCCACACUUUCUUUUCACCACAAAAAUGGCUUCUACAACGGUCUCGAGGAAAAGAAAAAGAGCAGACUAUCCAGAAAGAGAUAUUCUAGGAUUCAAGGUCGCAGAAUCUUCAAAACCUAGCGCACUCGGUCCAGUUCUUGUUAGCUUCCCAGCAGUCAAGGCCCCAGAAUCUACUACGUUCAAAUGCUACGCAGAAGAUGGAAAGGCCGAUUCCCCGAAGAUAAUAGUAGGAGAAACCCCAGAAGUGGAGUUCGAAUCGAAUACCGGGGAGAGUAAACAAGUUGCCUCAAGUGGUUGCCACUACCUGCUUGCCGUGCAUGAUCCUCGAACUUCAUCUUUACGAAUUAUUCCAACAGCAAAGACACCCCACAUUCUCGGACGAAGAGUUAAAAAGCUCAAAUCCCUACCCACUGGAGCUGUGCCACAGCCGUUACAGUAUCGUGAAGCAAGGACCACACUUGGAGAAACGUUUGGCACCAAAAAAGCCAAAGCAGCGAUUCGCGCAGAAGAGCGAAAUCGCGUGGACGUCGCCGCUAUGCAGGGCGUGAUGCAGCACGUUAUGGACGGUAUCCAUAAAGGUGCCGAGGGCUUGUUGACUGCGGAGGAAGUUAAAGAAGUUGAAGACGCCAAUCGACUCAUCCCGCAGUUCGAUGACACAACCGCCGACCCAGCAGAAGUUUACCCCCUCCACAGCAUUGUUCCCGAAUCAGAGUGGCGAGUGAUCGAUACCUCCAACUUGGAGGCCGUAAGUGCCAAGGACAAAAAUAUGUUGCUGCCUUCAGCACAUCCGGUAUGGAUACAAAACCACGUCAAGGCGCUGGACGGAUUGAAUGCAAAGUCAACUAAGAAGAGAUGGAAGAUGGUGUACUACGUCUCGGCCUUAUUUACUUUGCGCAGGAUUGUGGGCAAGAAUCGUAUGGAUAAGCAGGCUAUCCACCAGAAAAUGAAAGGUGUGCCUACACUGAUCGUGGAUGGUAUUAUUUCAAGGUUUACUGAAACCUCGCGGGAUUCCGAUAGCCAUUCGCUGACAUCCGGGAUGGAAACAAAGCUUCUCUCAUAUAUGCUCGCUCUUUGUCUACAUGCCGACGAUUUCAUGUUAAAUCCAGAGUUGAUUGCGAGGGACCUUAGUCUUCCUACCCCAAGGGUUCAAGGGCUUUUGAAGAAUCUUGGCUGUAAAAUCAAGAAGCCAACAGAUCGCGAGCUCGCGAAUGCUGGUCUUGGACGAUCCAUGAAGGAUGUUAAAAUGGCGCUUCUGACAGCACCUGUGGAGUUCCCAAAGGUCGCUCCAAAGAAACAGCGACGAUAGAAUUUGGUUCAACCUCUGUUGCAUAUACUUUUUGGAGUCAUUCUACUUGAGUUUCGGGGUUGUAGUGGCAUCCAACACACUUUCGGAUCCAUGUAGAGCUAGUUAACAGCGACAUACCAAUAUCUGUUUAUGACACGCUGUAUCCGAAAGUUUUACCGUCUACCGUCUUGCACUCCCUUG